Apodemus sylvaticus (European woodmouse) is the source of this 1950-nucleotide messenger RNA. It is a transcript of the gene Nlrp12, whose product is annotated as NLR family pyrin domain containing 12. Gene Ontology annotation, cellular component: cytoplasm. Gene Ontology annotation, biological process: negative regulation of canonical NF-kappaB signal transduction; negative regulation of inflammatory response; positive regulation of MHC class I biosynthetic process. The record is from RefSeq and is a predicted model, not a curated record. NCBI's taxonomy places the organism in Eukaryota, Metazoa, Chordata, Mammalia, Rodentia, Muridae.
AUGUUUGGAUGUGCCUUGGUGCGUACAAGUGUGAAGACCCUAGGACACUAUGGAGAUUUCCAGACAACCUACAAAGAUGUCGGAAGGAAAUUCCGGCUAACGGAAGACCACAAUGCAUGACUAGGCAAAUGUGUGAACCUGAGCCAUCGUUACACUUGGCUUUUCCUGGUAAAGGGACACCCAAAUCCUCUAUGGGCACAGCAGAAACUUCUGGAUAUAGGGUGGGGACACUCCAGAACCAGGGGCCACCAGGCUAGCCCUAUGCAAAUAGAGACCCUCUUAGAGCCGGAGCCACCACGCACGCACAGGGGUGUUACAAUGGGCAGCGGGGAUGCGGAAGCCACAUCUACCCACAGAGUGAUGUUGGAAUGGACGGAUGGGAGGCUUUUCCAAGACCGGUUCAAUUGCAGCUUCUAUAUCAGCUGCAGAGAGUUGAACAGAAACCACACCCAGUGCAGCGUACAUGACCUCAUCUCUAGCUGCUGGACGGAGCAUGGUACACCCCUCAAGGACCUCAUCCGGGCUCCUGAUCGUCUCCUAUUCAUCAUAGGCAGCUUCGAUAAGCUCCAUCCUUCCUUCCACGAUGCUCAGGGUCCCUGGUGCCUCUGCUGGGAGGAGACACGACCUACGGAACUCCGGAGUCUGGUCCGGAGGUUACUUCUGCCCCAGCUCUCUUUGCUGGCACCCUGUGCACUGGAGAGGCUGCACGGCUUGAUGGAGCACCCCAGGUACGUGGAGAUCCUGGGCUUCUCGAGGAAGAAAUAUUUCUACAGAUAUUUCCACAACACUGGACAAGCAAGCCCAGUGUUCGGCUUCCUGAUGGACUGUGAGCCCCUCUUUACCUAUGGUUUUGUUCCCACGGUGUCCUGGGUGGUCUGCACCCGCCUAAAGCAGCAGCUGGAAAGUGGGGAACUUUUUUUUUUGGAUUUUGGGAAACUUUUAACACAAACAUCUAGGACCUCCACAGCAGUUUAUAUGUUCUGCCUUCUGAGCCGGAUGCAGCCCAAGUUAGGGACCCCAACCUUCAAAGUCCCAACCAACCCGAGAGGCCUGGUCUCUCUGGCUGCAGAGGGCCUCCGGAAUCAGAAGAUUCUAUUUGACAAACAGGAUCUCGGGAAACACUGCCUAGAUGGAGCAGAUGCCUUCUCUGUCCUCAACGUGAACAUAUUCCAGAAGGACAUCACGAGGGAGAAAUUCUACAGCUUCAUCCAUCUGAGUCUCCAGGAAUUCUUCACAGCCAUGUGCUGUGCACUGCAUGGCGGAGAGCAGGCAAGGAGAGUUGCUGAGUAUGGUUUCUCGGAAAGGGACUUCUUGGCCCUCACGGUCUGCUUUCUGUUUGGCCUCUUCAAUGAAGAGGUGAGACGCUACCUCGAGAGGAAUCUCAGCCGGUCCGUCUCCCCUCAGGUGAAGGAGGAAGCGCUGGUGUGGAUCGUGGAUCGGAGCAAGGCUGGAAGUGAAGGCUCCACCCUGCGGCAUGGCUCCCUGGAGCUAAUCAGCUGCUUGUGUGAGAUCCAGGAGGAAGACUUCAUCCAGCAGGCCCUGAGCCACUUUCAACAGGAAAGGAGCACACUUCCUGACAUCUACAGUGCUCCCCUCUCAGUAGCUGUCUGCACCAACCUGAUCAAACUGGUCUUAUACUGCAGUUCCGUUCCUCACUCUCUGGCUUCUGUUCUCAGCAACAACUCACAUCUGGUAGAACUGGAUCAUGGAAACCCCUUGGAGAACUUGGGGCUGAAGUCACAGUGUCAAGGGCUAAGGCACCCAGUCUGUAGGCUCCAGACCUUGUGGCUGAAGAUCUGCCACCUUGGAUAAGUUUCCUGUGAAGAUCUGACUCUCAAAAUGACCCAGAGCCUGAUGGAGCUGAACCUGGGUCUGAAGGACCUUGGGGAUUCUGGGGUGCUUCUGCCGGGUGAGGGCCUCAGGCAUCCAGGUCCUCCCUCCUGUGAGUGA